Molecule: messenger RNA, 9390 nt
Organism: Anolis carolinensis (green anole)
Lineage: Eukaryota; Metazoa; Chordata; Lepidosauria; Squamata; Anolidae
Gene: ube2h
Product: ubiquitin conjugating enzyme E2 H
Exons: 7
Coding region: 334-885 (183 amino acids)
Biological process (GO): ubiquitin-dependent protein catabolic process; protein polyubiquitination
Cellular component (GO): nucleus
Molecular function (GO): ubiquitin conjugating enzyme activity
Source: RefSeq, a predicted model, not a curated record
AGAGCAAGCAGAAGAGCCUCGGCAGCGGGCGAAGCAGCAGCGAGCCGGAGCAGCGAGCAGGAAGCGGUGCGGGCGGGCGCAGGAAACAAGACUCUAAAGAGCGCAAAGCAAAGGACAUCGAGAGAGAAAGGCUCCCGAGGAGGAGAGGAGGGGGGUGCCAGGAAGAGCCGGCUCGGGAAGGGCGGGGCCUCCGAGGAAGGAGGAGGAGGAGGAGCAGCAGGAGGAGGAGCAGCAGCAGGAGGCGACGAGCCCACCGCGCAGGCGCAGGAAGCGGGGCUCCAGCGUUAAAGGGGUCCUGACAGGACAAGAGAGGCCGCCGGCCGGGGGGGCGCCAUGUCCUCCCCCAGCCCGGGCAAGAGGCGGAUGGACACCGACGUGGUCAAGCUCAUCGAAAGCAAGCACGAGGUCACGAUCCUGGGAGGACUCAACGAAUUUGUAGUAAAGUUCUAUGGACCACAAGGAACACCGUACGAAGGUGGCGUGUGGAAAGUUAGAGUGGACCUUCCCGACAAAUACCCCUUCAAAUCCCCGUCUAUAGGAUUCAUGAAUAAAAUUUUCCAUCCCAACAUCGACGAAGCGUCAGGAACUGUAUGUCUAGAUGUAAUUAAUCAGACUUGGACAGCUCUUUAUGAUCUGACCAAUAUAUUUGAGUCGUUCCUGCCCCAGUUGCUGGCCUACCCCAACCCCAUAGACCCCCUUAAUGGUGACGCGGCAGCCAUGUACCUUCACCGACCAGAAGAAUACAAACAGAAAAUUAAAGAAUACAUUCAGAAAUAUGCAACAGAGGAAGCACUAAAGGAGCAGGAAGAAGGCACCGGGGACAGCUCUUCAGAGAGCUCCAUGUCUGACUUUUCAGAGGACGAGGCCCAGGAUAUGGAAUUGUAGUAAAAGAAGCGCCCUGCUUUUCAGAGAGACUGACUUCCUAACCAUGCGCUGAGAAGCAGACUAUAAUAUUCAUAUUUAAACAAAGCAAUUUUUUAUUACUAAACAAGGUUUUUAUGAAUAAUAAUAGCAUUGAGAUAUAUAUAUAUAUAUACACACAUCUAUAUAUAUAUAUCACCCUUUAGAUCUUGAUUUUUUUUUUUUUCUUCCUCUCGGUCAUUUCUCAGAACCCCCCAAAGUGCAUCGUAGUAGCGCAUUUCCCCGCCCGGCCCACAUUCCACUCGGUAGCAAUACGAAGAAGCCCGGAUGCGCAUUCAUGCAUGCGUCCCCUGCGUAACAGUCCCGUCUGAGCCGAGCCCGUCUGUGGGAUAUAUAGCGCAUAGCGCACCGCCGGGCCCAGCAGCCGCUCCGUUUGCAAAGGAGAGCGUCCGGCAGCCUCCGUUCCUCCUCCUGUUUCUCUUUUUCGUGUUUCCAAAGACAUCCGGCCACCCUCGAAUGGAAGAAAUCAACAAGGAACAGCACUUUGAGGAUUAGGAUGGAAACAAAUAUUUGCAUUAGGAUGUAAACAGAGAUAUGCAUUGGGAUGCAAACAAAGAUAUGCAUUGGGAUGUCAACAAGGAUAUGCAUUGGGAUGUCAACAAAGAUUUGCAUUACAAUGUAAACAAAGAUAUGCAUUGGGAUGUCAACAAGGAUAUGCAUUGGGAUGUCAACAAAGAUUUGCAUUACAAUGUAAACAAAGAUAUGCAUUGGGAUGUCAACAAAGAUUUGCAUUGGGAUGUCAACAAAGAUUUGCAUUACAAUGUAAACAAAGAUAUGCAUUGGGAUGUCAGCAAAGAUUUGCAUUAUGAUGCAAACAAAGAUAUGCAUUAGGAUGUCAACAAGGAUAUGCAUUGGGAUGUCAACAAACAUGCGUUGGGAUGUAAACAAAGACUUGCAUUGGGAUGUCAACAGAGAUAUGCAUUGGGAUGUAAACAAAGAUUUGCAUUACGAUGUAAAAGAUUUGCAUUAGGAUGUCAACAAGGAUAUGCACUGGGAUGUCAACAAACAUGCAUUGGGAUGUCAACAAAGAUAUGCAUCACGAUGUAAACAAAAAUAUGCAUUAGGAUGUCAACAUGGAUGUGCAUUGGGAUGUCAACAAAGAUACACAUUGGGGGAUAGACGGCUCGUGAGACGAGGCAGCAAAGUUGGCGGAGCUUUUGCCGUUUUGCACUUUUCGGACGGAGCUGCAAUUUAAAAAACGAAGCGAACAAAGCCUGAAAACACACAAAUUGCCGGAUUUUUGCAAUUUUGUUUUCCUUUUAAAAGAAGUACAUUUUGUAUGGACUUCCUGCCUGUUUCUAGUCCAUAGAGACCGGUGGAAGAUGGGUCUGUUCGCUUUGGGGAAGCGUAACGAAAGUUUAUCGCCGUUUAUGAGUCCGGAUCCUCGAAAGCGUGCCGUCUUCUUCUUUUUUUGGAAAGAGAAAUGGGGAGCAAAGUACUGUCCCACAUCGGCUUUACUCCCAGGUUUGCAAAACCUUGUCGGGACGGCGUUUUUGCUGCAAAUAGGACCGGUUUGCAGGAUGAACGGCGGGGUUUCUUCGUGCGCUCAGAGAUGGUGGGCGAGCCUCUCGCCGGUCCCGAACCCGCUCCUUUUGUGAAUCGGCAAAGCAGACAAUCCUAGGAAAAUCCAGUCUGAUGGGCCAAGGAGGAAGGAGAGGGGUGGAUCCAGAGAUCCUUCAACAAUUGGGAAUAUUUCGGUAUUAUUAUUAUUUUUCUCCACUUUGAACCCCCUUAGAAGCAACCACGAAUGGUCAGAGAGAGAGAGACCCUUGCACCACGAACGCCUACCUGGGACAUUGAGGAUACUUGAAUAUGGACACUCGCAUGUUCGCCCGGCGGGAUGGGUUUCCAUCUGGACGUUUCGAAAGGGUUUUCAUCCGGAUAUCAUCGGGGUUCCGGUGCCGCCGUCUCCGUUCGGAGCAGCGCUUUGGGAUCGAAACUGGGGUGACUCCAAUAACAAAACAAAACGAAAGCAAGAACACUGAAUGUCAAAGCUAGGCUCCGCAAAUUGUAAUUUUCCCCAUCGAAAGUUCGGGGCCGGUGUGUGUUUUAAUGUCGGGUGGGGAAUAUCGGGAAAAGGACGUACAAUCCUAAAGCGUGAUCAAUUUGCUUUUUUUCUUCCCUGCCUCCCUCCCUCCCUUCCUCCCUUCCUUUGGGGAAAGAAUUUUCUGUAAAGUAGGAUUUAACUUUUGGCAUGAUGAUUAUUAUUAUAAUUAUUAUUAUUUUUCUCCUUUAAUAAAGCAAAAGCAUACCAAAUAUUCGAAUUUACCAGGCAUGACGCGGAAACGACGACACACAAGUAUUGAACUUUUUGGUUUCGUUUUUUCCCUUCUAAUAACCUAGGGCUCUCUCUUCUAGCAACUACGGCUCAUCGGGAGGUAUAGUAUCGACGGCGGGAGACGUAGUGCCGUGCCGUGAAACUUCACUUUAAGCCGGUGUCUUAAGGCAAACUCCUCGGGCGCUCCACUUGCCUUCACCUUAAGCCCGUGUCUUGACUUUGGGGAAAGGCAAGCUCCUCGGACGCUCCGCUCGGUGUGGUUUCCGACCCCUGAGGUGCUAUUUAGGUGUAGGUUUGUGUGCCGAGGUGGCCGUGGCGGUGACGGUGGCCCCCAUUUAAACCAGAAAUAAAAUGUAUUUUUUCAAGACUGUAUAUCUAUAUAUAUAAAAAUGUAAUGUACGUUUGUAGGACUGUGUAAACAACAAAACCACUGAACCAAAUUGCACCAAAUUUGGCCACGAUACACCGACACAUCCAAGGUAUGUCCUUCACUCACCACCACCACCCACAAAAAAACCCCGGAUUGGCCUAGGUAUAACACAGCCAGGCAUUGAAGCUGCAAGGCUAUUCAGUGCAAUUUAGCCAAACCAACAAAAGAUUAACCUUGGUAGAAGGCGGCCAGGCUUUGAAGCAGCGAUACUACUCUGUACGAUUGAAGCUGGCCUACUAAAGAGUCCCCUAGGUAGCAAGCAGCCAGGCUUUGAAUCAGCGAGGCUAUUCAUUGCAAUUCUAGCAGCCCAAAAAACCAUUCCCCUAGAACACAAGUACCCAGGCUUCCAAGCAGCAAGCCUAUUCCGUUGCAUUCUAACUCACCAAACAAGGAUUCCCAUAAGAAGAAAACAGCCAAGCUUUGAGGCUGCAAGGCUAUUCAGGUCAAUUUAGCCAGACCAACAAAGGAUUAACCUUGGUAGAAGGCGGCCAGGCUUUGAAGCAGCGAUACUACUCUGUACGAUUGAAGCUGGCCUACUAAAGAGUCCCCUAGGUAGCAAGCAGCCAGGCUUUGAAUCAGCGAGGCUAUUCAUUGCAAUUCUAGCAGCCAAAAAAAACAUUCCCCUAGAACACAAGUACCCAAGUAGCUUCCAAGUAGCAAGCCUAUUCCGUUGCAUUCUAACUUGCCAAACAAGGAUUCCCAUAAGAAGAAAACGGCCAGGCUUUGAGGCUGCAAGGCUAUUCAGGUCAAUUUAGCCAGACCAACAAAGGAUUAACCUUGGUAGAAGGCGGCCAGGCUUUGAAGCAGCAAUACUACUCUGUACGAUUGAAGCUGGCCAACUAAAGAGUCCCCUAGGUAGCAAGCAGCCAGGCUUUGAAGCAGCCAGGCUAUUCAUUGCAAUUCUAGCAGCCCAAAAAACCAUUCCCCUAGAACACAAGUACCCAGGCUUCCAAGCAGCAAGCCUAUUCCGUUGCAUUCUAACUCACCAAACAAGGAUUCCCAUAAGAAGAAAACGGCCAGGCUUUGAGGCUGCAAGGCUAUUCACUGCUAUUCCACCUGGCCAAUAAAGAAUUCCCAUACGCCACAGCAACGCAUGGUCGGGCACAGCUAGUACUGUAUACAUAUAAAAAUGUAAUGUACAUAAUUAGGACCGUGUUAACAACAAAACCACUGGGCCAAAUCACACCAAACUUGGCCACAAAACUAAUCGCUUUCCAAGGAGUGACCAUCAAAAAUAAAUAAAAGACAAGACCAGAAAAAUCCCCCAAAAUAAAAAUAAAAACAUUCCCCUAGAAGGCAAGUGCCCAGGCUUCCAAGCAGCAAGCCUAUUCCAUUGUAUUCCAGCUCACCAAACAAGGAUUCCCAUAAGAAGAAAAUGGCCAGGCUUUGAGGCUGCAAGGCUAUUCACUGCUAUUCUACCUGGCCAAUAAAGGAUUCCCAUAAACCACAGCAAUGCGUGGCCGGGCACAGCUAGUGUAUAUAUAUAUAUAUAUACACAUACACACACACAUAUAUAUGUUAUUAGUGUUCUCAAUUCCCUUUUCUUUAUGCAGGUAUUUUUGAAAACCAAAACAAACCAAGUCCCGCACUCCUGACGAUCAGGUGUUUCACUCAUUUGCAAUGACGGACACUUUUCUCUCAUAAGCCAAGCGCCCAUGUCUUUUUAAUUUUUCCGCCCCGGACAAAAUAAUAAUGCCGGUUUCCGUCAAGUGUGCAAAACCAAUUCCCAACACACGUAUGGUCAACUGAACUGCUGCAAUCAGCAAUGCACACACACUUGUGUCUGGAUACUCCCCAGUUCCAGCCACACAUCAAGGACAUCACAGCUUCUUAGUAAUUAACUCUUUCCAGACUAUGUUACACUCUUUUCCCCUUUAUACCCCGAGGCUUCACAUUCGGAAACGGCCACAGGUUUGCAGGAUCCAUUUGCCCUUCGUGUCAUUGAAGGGAUUGGCUUUAAAAAGGAGCCAAAUGGAGAAAUAUUUAACUAUCCUGGGCCAGUUUAUAUGGCAUUCCUCUUUGUGUCCUUUCUCCUUUCCACCUUUUCCUUUGUCUUUCCUCUGAUUCUCCUUUUCCCCAUUGGCUUGCCUGGGUCUUCUCCUUUCUGUUCACUUCCACUAAUAAUAAUAAUAAAUAAAUUUUAUUUAUAGACCCACCGCCCUGUCUCCCAUACAUUUGGAAACUCUGGUGAUUUCCAAAUGUUUGACGACCAUUCGAUGCCCAAAGAAAACUAUACAAAACAGUUUCCAUUAGAAAGCAGGGUGGUUGUGUAUUUUCCGGGCUGUCUGGCCAUGUUUCAGAAGUAUUCUCUCCUGACGUUUUGCCCACAUCUACGUACAUAUAUCUCACAACCUGUGAGGAUGCCUGCCAUAGAUGUGGGCGAAACGUCAGGAGACAAUACUUCUGGAACAUGGCCAGACAGCCCGGAAAACACAAAACAACCCUAUGAUCCCGGCCAUGAAAGUCUUCGCAACUCAUUAGACGACAACCUAACUGUAAUGUAAACAAGAUGACAACCCACAGGAUAAGACUAACAAAAAGAAAUAAAAAUAUAACAUCACAAAAUACAAAACAUAUUAAAAUGAUAUAUAUAAACCUGACUACGUUGAAACUCCAUAAGACUAACAAAAACAAAGCAUCACAAAAUACAAAACAUUAAAACGAUAUAUAUAAACCUGACUAUGUUGAAACUCCAUCAGGUGAGGUUCAGGAGCACAAGAAAGGAACUAAUCAACUAUAAAAAGGUUAUCCAGAAAGUAGAUUACGUUUUGGAAUUAAAAAUGAACAAAGUCUAGGAGAAAACAUUUACCAUAUGCCGUUGAAAGCCAGACCCAAAUACCACGUCUCAACAUAGUUCCCAUUGAAAUCUAGGCAUUUUUCAUAGCGAUAAAAGAGUUUGGAAAGUCCUUCCCAACAAAACUUUGCCACUUGGCUUGCAUCCUCAACCCUUCCCGCAGCUGCGCAUGUGCAUGCGCUCAACUUUCCCCCACGUUUGUCCUGGAUCGCUCUUGUUUUGCAAAUGCUUGCAAGGAAGGUGAUGGCGACCGUUUUUUGGGACAAGAAAGGUGUGCUUCUUGCAAAACCUUAGAAGAGCGAUCCAGGAUGAGCGUGGGGGGAAAGUUCAGCACAUGCGCAGCUGCGGAAAGGGUUGAGGACGCAAGCCAAGCGGCAAAGUUUGGUGGGGAAGGACUUUCCAAACUCCUUUAUUGCUAUGAGAAAUGCCUAGAUUUGAAUGGCGACUAUGUGAGAUAUAUUUGGGUCUGGCUUUCAACUGUGUAUGGUAAAUGUUUUCUCCUAUACUUUGUUCAUUUUUAAUUCCAAAACGUAAUCUACUUUCUGGAUAGCCCUCGUACAUCUCACAGGGUUGAGGACGCAAGCCAAGUGGCAAAGUUUGGUGGGGAAGGACUUUCCAAACUCCUUUAUCACUAUGAGAAGUGCCUAGAUUUGAAUGGCGACUACGUGAGAUGUAUUUGGGUCUGGCUUUCAACUACAUAUGGUAAAUGUUUUCUCCUAUACUUUGUUCAUUUUUAAUUCUAAAACGUAAUCUACUUUCUGGAUAGCCCUCGUACAUAUCACAGCAUUGAACGGUUGUGUUGUUAAAAUGCGAAGUGAGAUGCAGAACAUAUUACUAUCUGGCAGUUGUGGACUGGGUUUAGGGAUUAAUCCUUCUCCAAGGCUUGUUGGAACAUCCGACUUUUCAGUUCCUUACGAGAAGAGGGCAGUUUUCCAUUGGUUUGCGUUUGAGCCAGUUUGUAGGGCUCAAAGCACCGUCCUGGUUCAACCUCUUGCAAAGCCAGAUACACAUCCCAUUGAUAAGUUCAUAACAAACCAGGUCCGAAUUCGGUUUUCCCUUCGAAUUUGCAUCUCCAAAUCCAAUGUAGAUUUUGCACUUGUAAAUGGGAUCUUUAAUGCUCAUGCUUGGUCUCCUAAAUUUGGCAAACUAUCACUCAUAGAGGAAACCUUCCCUGUUGUUUUCGGUAUUAAAGCAGAAAGAUUUUCCUAUUUCUUAUUUUGGUAUUUUCCUUUCUUUGCCUUCUUUUUCCUAUCUCCAAACCCUUGACCUCCCAUUGGCAUUUCUUUUCAUAUUACUAGACUUUUAUAUAUAUAUAUAUAUAUAUAUAUAUAUAUAUAUAUAUAUAUAUAUAUGGAGGAAAUCUGGGUAUGAUCUUAAGGUAGGAACCAAGUUGAACGGAGCAUCCUUUGGUUUGGAUCCGGUUCGUAAGACACGGGAGCAAGAGGCCUUUGCUCCCCAAAACAAAUCUGCGGAAACCAAGUUAAUUGAAGGUAGAGUUUUCAGGAUGCUUUCAACAUGGGUGCAAUGCAUGCUUUGGCUUUUUAAGGACAGACAGACGGAACGGCGGAACUGUGAGGGUUGAAUGAAAAGUAAUGCCUCCGCCUUCGUAACUCCUCAACCGAUGGCAGUCCUGGUCUGCGGCAGGUUCUGGCUUGUUCAGUAGACUCUCCUCUACAGUUAGUUCCAUUUGGCGGGAAGCCUUAGCAUUGAACGGUUGUGUUGUUAAAGUGCGAAGUAUGGAACCCUGCGCAGAUGGGGAAGCCUAAGCAUUGAACGGUUGUGUUGUUAAAAUGCGAAGUAUGGAACCCUGCGCAGACGGGGAAGACUUAGCAUUGAACGGUUGUGUUGUUAAAGUUCAAAGUAUGGAACACUGCACAGACGGGGAAGCCUAAGCAUUGAACGGUUGUGUUGUUCAAGUGCGAAGUAUGGAACCCUGCGUAGAUGGGAAGCCUUAGCAUUGAACGGUUGUGUUGUUAAAAUGCGAAGUAUGGAACCCUGUGCAGACGAGAAGCCUUAGCAUUGAACAGUUGUGUUGUUAAAGGGCGAAGUACGGAACCCUCUGCAGACGAGAAGCCUUAGCAUUGAACAGUUGUGUUGUUAAAAUGCGAAGUAUGGAACCCUGUGCAGACGAGAAGCCUUAGCAUUGAACAGUUGUGUUGUGAAAGUGCGAAGUAUGGAACCCUGCACAGAAGAAUUCAGUUACUGCAUGUUGCUUAAGUCUCAUUGACCGACCAUCUGCGCAGAGUUCCAUACUUCACACUUUAACAACACAACCGUUCAAUGCUAAGGCUUCCCACCAAAUGGAACUAACUGUAGAGGAGAGUCUCCUAAACAAGCCAGGACCUGCCGCAGACCAGGACUGACAUCUGCUGAGGAUUUACGAAGGUGGAGGCAUUACUUUUCAUUCAACCCUCGUAAUAAUUUAACCCAAGCAAACCCAGAGAUGCCUCUUUGAGUUGACAUUGGAGAGGAGUCUGGAUCUGGGGCUGCCGGUUUUAUAAAUAAUAUAAAUAAAUGAAUACUGUUAUCUUUCUCUCGCUUCGUCUCGAGUUGUGCCGGCACUUUUUGACGUGGGAGAGUGUUGCCGCAUGAGAAAUGGCCAUUUCUUCUUCCUCCUUUUUUUUUUCCCUUUCCUACCAGGUUUUUUUUAAUUUUUAUUUUACUGACUGUACUUGGUUCAUAUUGUGCGAAUACUUGGAAGAGAUUUAAAAACGAAAACACAAAAAGCAAAACACCGGGGUGUCCGUGGAGCCCGUUUUCCCAUUGGAGUCCGAGUCCCGUUUCCCGUCCCUUUGUCCUCUUCUCUUUCUCCUUCCUUUGCAUUGUGAUGAUGUCGUGGGCCUGCCCGGUGCCACUUCUGAGAAUUAUUAUAACCUCUCUCUCUCUCUCUCUCUCUCUCGAAAUAGUUGUGUAUAAUGAAAGAAACUGUAAACUUUUUUUAAAAGAAUAAAAUAUGUAUAUACCUUG